CACAUCAGCUGUUAUUGGAACUAACCUCAAUCCAUGUUAACAUAAUAUUUUGUAAUUUUUGUUAGUUCCGAAAAAAUUUAUAAAUUCGUCUCCUUCCUAUAAAAUAAAGUAAAAUACUUUAAUUAAAUAAGAAUAAUGUUAAAAUUAGCUACCCGCUUACGAGAUAGAGUAUGUAAUUCAGUGGUGAAUCUAUCCAAAAGUAGGACAAAUGUAUGGUCUCUUCGGGAGAAGUCUACAAGCAGUAGUUCCUCACAGAAAAAUAUUAAAUCGACUUUGUAUUAUGUGACUGCCGGCGGAGUACUUGUUGUAGGAUUUAGCUAUGCUGCAGUUCCACUUUAUAGAAUGUUUUGCCAGGCUUAUAACUAUGGUGGAACCACAGCAAUAGGUCAUGAUGCGGAAAAAGUCGAGAAAAUGGAAAAAGUUCCCGAUCGAGUCAUAAAAAUUCGAUUUAAUGCUGAUAUCGGUGCUUCAAUGCGAUGGAACUUCAAACCACAACAAUAUGAAAUAAAAGUAGCGCCCGGUGAAACCGCUUUAGCUUUCUACACUGCUAGAAAUCCCACUGAUCUGCCAGUAAUUGGAAUAAGUACCUACAAUGUGAUUCCCUUCGAAGCGGGGGCUUAUUUUAAUAAAAUUCAAUGUUUUUGCUUUGAGGAACAACAAUUAAAUCCACAUGAAGAGGUGGAUAUGCCAGUUUUCUUCUACAUUGAUCCAGAAUUUGUACAUGAUCCUAAAAUGGAGAACAUUGAUACAAUAACGUUAUCUUAUACUUUCUUCGAAGCUAAAGAUGGUUUGAAGCUGUCGAUACCAACUUAUGCUAAAUCCCAUUGAUUACAAACAUUAGAAUUUUUAUUUUAAAUUGGAUAACAGCUCUAUUCGGUUAUCUGCUUCGAAUCUUUAAAAUUACGUGAAACUUUCAAUAAUUUUGCUGGAGUCUUUUUCUUUAAAUCUUGUAUUUUUGAAAUGUGAAUCUUAACCAAUAUUUCACCUAGAAAUUUUCAAGGAAAAAUACAGUUAAAAUGUAUUUUAUUUUAAUGAAUUUUUGAAUAUACAUUUUCACAUGCAUUUUUAAAAGAAUGAGCUGUAAAUCUAAAAAUUAACGAUAUAA
Molecule: messenger RNA, 1105 nt
Organism: Eupeodes corollae
Lineage: Eukaryota; Metazoa; Arthropoda; Insecta; Diptera; Syrphidae
Gene: Cox11
Product: cytochrome c oxidase assembly protein COX11, mitochondrial
Exons: 4
Coding region: 136-828 (230 amino acids)
Cellular component (GO): mitochondrial inner membrane
Molecular function (GO): copper ion binding
Source: RefSeq, a predicted model, not a curated record